AUGUGGCUCGACCGCUUCUCGGCGCAUUCAACGCCCUCUGCAACACCACCACCACAGGGCAGAUCAUACUCGCCGGCUCCGAGACGACCAUAUCUAACUCCUGGUGCUGCCCUGCCGCGGUCGGGGACCAAUCCAAGGUCGGCGUCUCUGCUUUCGCUUGCUUCCUCAGCUUCAUCGACUACAGACCUUAUAACUGCGCGGAUACCGAAUGGCUCAGCUCUAAGAAAUCAAGUGUACGCGGCGCCUCCUGACGAUGUCCCUGAUCCGGUGCAGGUAUUGGAAAGCAUUAUUGGUGUGCCGCUAAAGAAGAAGGAGCUCGAACCAGGUGACGAAGAUGGGGAGCUGUCCAUCAUCAGGCCCCCAGGAUUAGUAGAGGAUGUCGAUUUCGAUGGACUAAGCUUGGAAGCGUUUUUGGAAGCGGAUGGAGGCGAUCUACGAACGCGGCAUCCCACCAAUACACAUAUACAUAGCGCACAAUCGAUAGAUGAGUACGACAAGGAGAAAGACAAAUUCGAGGACCUGCACCGGUCAAUACUGGCCUGCGAUGAAGUCCUCAAGUCUGUCGAGACGUACUUAACUGGCUUCCAGUCAGACUUAGGUGCUGUCUCCGCUGAGAUUGAGACCUUGCAAUCGCGGUCAACCUCACUCAACACAAAGCUGGAGAACCGAAGGGUAGUCGAGAAGCUGCUUGGUCCUGCUCUCGAAGAAUUUAGCAUCUCCCCAGCUGUUGUGCAAAAGAUUGCCGAAGGACCAAUCGACGAAGGAUGGAUAGAAGCUCUAGCGGAAUUGGAGAAGCGUUCGAAAGCGAUCAAGGCCAAGUCCCAGGAGCAGAGGAAAAUUAAGGCCGUAGAAGACUUGAAGCCACUGUUGGAUGAUUUGACCAACAAGGCUGUGGAGCGAAUACGUGACUACUUGGUAGCCCAGAUCAAGGCAAUCCGCUCACCAAGCAUUAACGCUCAAACCAUCCAACAGGAAGCUUUUGCAAAGUACAAAGAGCUAUUUGCAUUCCUUGCCAAGCAUCAAUCACAACUGGCGGAGGAGAUUAUCCAAGCCUACAUUAACACUAUGCGCUGGUAUUACCUCCACAACUUCACACGCUACCGAGACGCCCUCUCGAAACUCAAGCUUCACGUUAUCGACAAGCACGAUGUCCUCGCGCACGAUGACUCCAAUGUCAAGAGAGGCGGCAGCACUAUCCUCGGCUCAAACAGAGUACCGGUCGCCCCCCAUGAUGCCUUCUCGAUAGGUCGACGCCUCGAUAUUCUCAAAAACCCGUCAAAAGGGGCACUGACGUCUUACGUCGCCGAAGAAGACAAAAGCACACACUACCUCGAGACACCCUUCCGCGCCUUCAACCUCGCCCUCAUCGACAACGCCUCCUUUGAGUACACCUUUCUCAAUAAUUUCCUCUCCCCCUCACAAAGCUUCCACGCCAUAUCGAGGAACUUCUAUUCCAUCUUCUCCCCCACCUUCUCUCUCGCCGAGAGCCUCACUAGGUCACUCAUUGACACCACCGUUGACGCUCUCGGCAUCCUCCUCUGCGUGCGGCUGAACCAACAUUUUGCAUUCGAGCUGCAGCGGCGCAAGGUGCCUGCAGUCGAAGGUUACAUCAACGCUACUAACAUGCUGCUCUGGCCGCGCUUCCAGAUCGUCAUGGAUCUCCACUGCGACAGCCUUCGGCGGGCCACCUCUUCUCUCCCCGGCCGACCCGCCGCCUCUAGCAUACUAACCUCCUCUCCUGCCUCGUCGCAGUCAACGGCGCCGCAUCCACUGACCCAGCGCUUUGCGAACUUCAUGCAUGGUAUCCUGGCGCUGAGCUCGGAGGCGGGCGAUGAUGAGCCCGUGAGCAACAGUCUGGGGCGGCUGAGGGCGGAGUUUGAAGCCUACUUGACGAAGUUGAGUAAGGGGAUCGGGGAUCAGAGGAAGAGGGAGAGGUUCUUGGAGAACAACUAUUCGCUUGUUGCUACCAUUGUUGCGGACGCGGAUGGGAAGUUGGCGGAGGAGAUGAAACGUCAUUUUGGGCAGCUGAAGGAUGCCUUUAAGACUUAG
Coniosporium apollinis CBS 100218 is the source of this 2049-nucleotide messenger RNA. RefSeq lists its product as uncharacterized. The record is from RefSeq and is a predicted model, not a curated record. Gene Ontology annotation, biological process: Golgi to vacuole transport; endocytic recycling; retrograde transport, endosome to Golgi. Lineage: Eukaryota; Fungi; Ascomycota; Dothideomycetes. Gene Ontology annotation, molecular function: syntaxin binding. The coding region runs from base 1 to 2049 and encodes 682 amino acids. Gene Ontology annotation, cellular component: GARP complex. The transcript has 4 exons.